GGUUAAUAAUAAGAAUCCAGUAACUUUUACAGGAAAGUUUUUAAAGAAAAAGUUACUUGAACAAACAACAAAACGAUUUGAAAAUAUCGAAGAAAUAUAUCCAUCACAUUUCUAUGCUAAGGCUACUUUAUUACUAUGUUAGAUUUAAAAAAGCUGCAUUUACAUUAAAUGAUAAUGCCAAUGAUGCUGAACAAGAAGUUCAAAAGGAGAUAGCUGACUACAUUGAAACUAAUGCUCCUGAGAGAACUGUACUCGAACCAAGUGUACAUCAGACUACUUUGAUGCCAGAACAACUACAACACAACAGUCAAUCAUUUUCUUUACAAGAAAAUUUAUUAACUUAUUUAGAAACAACAGUCACCACACUUCGGUCUCAGACAACAUAUACUAGUACAGCAAUGACAUUAUUCAAACAAUACAUGAAUAUUGAAUUUUUAAAUAUCCAAGCUGAUGAUCCUAUUUUAUUUUGGAAAAAUAACAAACAAAAAUUAGGUGCAUUAAGUGAAAUAGCUUUAAAAUACUCUUGUAUACCUGCCACAUCUGUACCAUCAGACAGAAAGAGUAUUUUCUAA
Molecule: messenger RNA, 572 nt
Organism: Aphis gossypii (cotton aphid)
Lineage: Eukaryota; Metazoa; Arthropoda; Insecta; Hemiptera; Aphididae
Exons: 2
Coding region: 114-572 (152 amino acids)
Molecular function (GO): protein dimerization activity
Source: RefSeq, a predicted model, not a curated record